Molecule: messenger RNA, 600 nt
Organism: Staurois parvus
Lineage: Eukaryota; Metazoa; Chordata; Amphibia; Anura; Ranidae
Source: the annotation of a GenBank genome assembly
AUGGAGGACGAGAAAGUUGUGUACUCCCGCUCGCAGCUGGUGUUCGCGGGGAUCAAGCCGCUGGAGGACGCGCUGGAGAUCUUCGUGCCGGAGUCGAAGCACUUCAUGAACUCGGACACUGAGCUGUGGAACUUCCUGUGCAGCCUGAAGCGGGACUUCUCGCCGGUCAUCCUCCGCAGUAAAGACGUGUACGGCUACUCGUCGUGCCGCUCGGUGGUGCCGGACCCCAGCCAGCUCUCCCGCAGGAAAGCGCAGGAACCGGCGCCCGCCCCGCAGCCUAAGAAGCCGCCGCCGGUGAAGAGGAAGCGGAGAGGGAUGAGGCUGAGCUGCAGGAAGCGGCGGAGGGUGAAGCCGGCCGCCAGUGAGGAGAGCGGAGCCAGCAGCAGCUGCAGCAGCCCGACCCCGUCCGAGGCAUCCAGCUCCCUGAGCAGCCCGCUGGAGGACAUGUGGAAGAUCAGCGCCUUCCCCACCAUCCGGGUCCGGGACGUGUCCUGUGAGGCCAAAGUGGCGGCCGCCCGGCUGAGGGCUCAGAGGAUCCUACAGGUCAACCUGCAGCCGGUCGUUCGGAUCCGCCGCUUCCCCGUCCUCUCCUCCUCCUGA